UACAUCACCAUGAAACUUUUCGCAUCAGUAAUACUUGUGUUUUUGCUUGACUUCUCGCCGUCCUAUGGGGAAACCAAAGUGCGUUUGGCGGGAGGAGAAAGUCGCUCCGAGGGCAAGCUGCAGGUCGAGAUCAGGGGGGAAUGGCUGACUGUUUGCUCAAACAAUAACUAUGACAAACAAGGAACCGCCCAAGUGGUGUGUCAGAUGCUCAAUGCUUCAGCAAACGCGUACAAUGGCACAACAACACUUAUAAACAGCCCAUAUCUAACUGAGGGAAUCAGCAUGGGUGACCUCCACUGUGACGGCUCGGAGGAAGACCUCUUGUUCUGCAAGUCUGGCCCUUGGCGAGCACACUCAUGUCCACUUUACACAAACGCUCUUUGGAUUGAAUGUAACACGCCAGUAUACAACACAACGAUAGCGGAUUAUGCUCUCGGAGGCAAUGGGUCAUAUGAGGGCCUGUGUGACAGUGGCUUUGGUCCCGUGGAGGCGCAAAUUUAUUGCAGAACAGCAAAUCUUCCAGCAUGGAAUGCAUUUAUACACCAUCAUCAGUACGUCGGACACUCACUACAGAUUUACGCCAACUGCAUUGGAUAUGAAACUGACAUAUCACAGUGUAACCUCUACCAGGCGGACUGUCACUAUACAGCCGGAGUGGAUUGCUCAGUCACAGACAUUGGGCUGAUGGGAGGCCAUAACAAUCUGACCGGAACUGUCUUUGUGAAUGUGACUGAUUCAUGGCGAUACAUCUGCGCUGAUGACUUUGGGCCCAAUGAGGCUAGGGUCGUGUGCAAAACGCUCAAUGGAACUGACGUACCUGGCCAGAUAUCCCGUGAAUAUGUUGGCCAUUACGGACUGGUGUCAGACUUACAAUGUACGGGCAGCGAGGAUGACGUGUCUUUGUGUACCUCAAACGUUUUAGGUUACUGCAGCAGCGGAUACGCCGCCGCUGUGGAUUGUAACACGGUUCGUCUUGUUGGUGGAACUAAUUAUACGAACGGUCGUGUAGAAGUAUAUGACACCUUCAACCAGACGUGGGAAAACGUAUGCUACGAUCAUUUCAGCUACAACGACGCAAAAGUUAUUUGUCGACAACUGGAAUUCUACAUUGGAGCACUUAGUAGGUACCGAUUGUAUAGGUAUUUUACAAGACCAACUAUAUACAGAAUGAAUUGCCAUGGUUAUGAGGAUGACCUAUCACAGUGUGCAAUCGACUGGAAUAACGGUCACUGCAGUUAUGAUGCUGAAGUGGAUUGCAGCGUUCAAGACCGUCCAAUAGCAUAUCCAACCACGUCGAAUUCUGCACAAGUGCGCCUGGUUGACGGUGACCACAACCAUUCUGGGCGGGUUGAGGUUUACUACCAGAACCAAUGGGGGACUGUGUGUCGACAAAACUUCGACCAUAAUGAUCUGAUGGUUGUAUGCAGGACACUGGGUUACUAUCGUGGAUACGGGUAUGGAAAAAUAUACGAAGGGGUACCAGCUUCCGGAGGAAACGUGGUUAUUGAAGACUUACAGUGUCGGGGAAGUGAAUCAAACGUAAAACUGUGUACAUCCAAGGUCUGGCUGUCAAAUACGUGUGACCACUCCCAGGAUGUCAGUAUUGACUGUAAUUCCUAUGGAGAUUCUAUAACAACAGUUCCAUAUGGAUCGAUUUAUUAUCAUACCGGAAGCCCUGUAGAUGGAGACAUUCGACUUGUUGGUUUUGGCUAUGGCAGUGCCAGUGGACGACUCGAGGUAUUUUACAACGGACAGUGGGGAACUGUUUGUAGUAGAAGUUUUGACAUCCGGGACGCAGAGACCGUGUGUUAUAUCCUCGGUUACUAUGGAUCACCGACCUAUUACCGCUCGUAUUAUAUUGAGGGACCAAGCUAUGGAGCAAUCAUGAUAGAGGAUCUCAACUGUCGAGGUGGAGAGUGGAGUCUAGCUCAGUGUGAUUCCGGGGCUUGGUUGUCGAAUAAAUACUGUAGUCAUAACGAUGAUGUUGGCGUGGAUUGUUCAGGACAAAUAUCGGCAAUGACAACAGAGUCUACUUCCACUUGGUCUCCAUAUACUACUCCUAAUAAAAGCUAUUGCGGAGGAUAUUUCAACGGGUGGUCGGGCUAUAUUGCCUCACCAAACUAUCCUAAACAAUACUUCAACGGCCAACAUUGCGAGUACCAUCUCAGCGUUCCAAGCGGUCACGUGGUGUGUCUGUAUAUUGAGAACAUGAGCCUUGAGACCUGUUGUGAUCAUCUUCAGCUUUACGAUGGCCCUUCUUCGUCGUAUAACUUAAUAAGCAGCGUGACUUCAACAUCUGCCCCGGGAAUAAACUGGAACGAUACGGAGAUUUGCUCCACCGGACCUACAAUGACUGCAGUGUUUACUACGGACGGCUCUGUCACAAUGACAGGGUUUAACGCUACCUAUUCUGCGUUUAUACCAAAUUCAAACGGUAUCCGUCUUGUGAACGGGCACAGCCCAUACUCAGGUCGGGUGGAGGUCUACCACAACGGGCAGUGGGGCACGGUGUGCGAUGAUAGUUUCGACGCCUUAGAGGCACAGGUCGUUUGUAGAAUGAUUGGAUCCUAUCGCGGUGACAGGUAUGUUAUGGCAUACAGUAGUGCUCAUUAUGGACAAGGAUCGGGACAAAUAUGGCUAGAUGAUCUGAACUGUCAUGGAUACGAGUCCAACAUUUACGGCUGUAAAACAAGAGCAUGGGGAGAGCACAACUGUGGCCAUGGCGAAGACGCGGGGGUCGACUGCGAUUAUAAUUAUUAUGAUACAACAACACCGUGGUGGAUAGCUACAACGGAUCCUUCAACAAGUAUCCGCCUUGUAAACGGUCACACCUCAUACUCAGGUCGGGUAGAGGUCUACCACAACGGGCGAUGGGGCACGGUAUGCGACGACAACUUUGAUCAUAGAGACGUCAUGGUCAUUUGUAGGAUGCUUGGCUACUACAUGGGACAACAAUACGGUCGCCCAUACCAAGGCGCAUACUUUGGAUCGGGAUCGGGAACCAUAUGGCUUGACAAUCUUAAUUGUGGCGGGUACGAGUCAGAUGUACAGUAUUGUAGUCGCAAUUCGUGGGGCGACCAUAACUGCGAUCACAGUGAGGAUGCUGGCGUCGAUUGUCAUGCCUACUUCUAUGAAACUACGACCUAUUAUCCUACAAUGACAAAUCGGACAACUUAUCCUUGGUGGCUGCAUACCUCAGCAUACACAACCUACCAACCCUGGUGGAUGACAACGUCAGGCUACACUGUGUACGAUGCGAUCCGGGUGAGCUGUAACGAGCAGGGCUGGGACAUCCAGGUGGACAUGGGUCGCCUCCGGUUGGCUGCCCCCGGUGCCCUCGCCUCCGACAUUUACCUGGGAGAGAACUCGUGCACAGGCACAGAGGAGUGGGGCAUCCUGCACUUCCGUCAAGGACUCCGUCAAUGCCUCACUUCUGAGACGCAACGUUACAACGUGUUGGUUUACACCAACGAGCUAGUGUACGCCGAGCACGACCCCGUUUACAGUUUCAUCAUCCGCAAUUACAACUGGACGGUUGGGGUGGAGUGUGACGUCCAAAGAAACGAGACUUCUUCAGGGCACAUCCAUCACGACAACAACCAACAUACGGUGGUUCCGGUCACGGGCGCAAGUCACUACGGCGUCAACAUGACAUUCUAUCGCGACGCCAACUUCCGGAUGCCGCUCCCCGGAAAUCCGCUGCAUGUGCCUGUCGGCACGGACGUGUAUGUAAAGGUGUUCACGACGACGAGCGACUGGACCGUGAAGAUGCGCGUGCACUCCUGUUUCACGCGCCCCGCCAACAGCGCCUCAAACAACCUUGAGUACUUCCUCAUCAAAAAUGGGUGUGAGAUGGAUUCAAACACUCAUCUUAUCUCGCAGUCAGCACACGAGACUCGCUUCGUCUUCAAAGACUUUGAGUACACGAGCAGCCACGAGGGUAUUGACGUUGAGUGUGACACCACGUUCUGCAGCUCCCAUGACUACUCCCGCCAAUGCACACAAACGUGUAACCCAGUGAUAAGACGGUCGGGGCACGUGCAUAUUCACAAUGCAACAACAGAUAGUGACUAUGACGUCACAACUGAUGGUCAUGUCAGCAUUGUAAAUGAUGUCACUGUCGAUAGUCACGUCAGUCCUGUCAAUGAUGUCACCGCCGAUAUCAACGCAAGCCCUGUAAAUGAUGUCACAACAGAUAGUCACGUCAGCCUUGUGAAUGACGUUACAAAUGAGAUUAGCGUUAAGCUAGUGAGUAACGUCAUAACUGAUACUGGUGAAAGUCAUGUCAGUUCUAUGAAUGACUUCACAACUGAUGGUCACGUCAGUCCCGUGAACGACGUCCUGAUGACCCCUCCCACUGAGUCUUCUGGUGAAGAUUAACUAGAAGGUUAUAUAACCUAUUGAAUCUGUGAUUGAUUACUUGCUGAAUGAUAAAUGAGUGCAGUUUAUUUCGAAUAUUUUCUUAGUCAAGUUAUUACAAAUGAAUGUAUACAAACAUACGAACCUGAAUUAUAUUUCAAAUUAGUUUUAUUUGUGACUAAUCAAUAGUGUCAUAAAUCAGCAGACAUGUUGUCGGACGUACAUACAAACUAUACAUUAUCAGGAGUUUUGUAAACAAACCUGAAAAAAAUAUUUAAGUACUUGAUAUCUCUAGAAUAUUAAUAAUCGGUCUGAAGGUGUUCAACUUUCAAAAAUAAUAAGUACUCCUAAUGCUUAAGUUUAUGCAGCCGAAGACGAAUAAUAUUAAAAAGGCGAUUUUUGUAUCUUUUGGAUAUUUACGCAAACGACAAAACUUUUUUCUUUAUAACAGUAUUAAACAUAUUUUUAAUAUUGAACAAUGCAGCACGGUAUGGAGAAAUCUGGAAUAGCAAUUCAUGUAAAUACGAAUGUUUGUCUUUAUAACUAAUAAAUAUAUAUUCAUAUAA
Molecule: messenger RNA, 4925 nt
Organism: Mya arenaria
Lineage: Eukaryota; Metazoa; Mollusca; Bivalvia; Myida; Myidae
Product: deleted in malignant brain tumors 1 protein-like
Exons: 28
Coding region: 10-4380 (1456 amino acids)
Cellular component (GO): membrane
Source: RefSeq, a predicted model, not a curated record